AUGAGCCUGGACACGGCGCUCCGCCGCGCCGCUUCUGGGCUGCAAACCACCGACGCUGAGGCCGACGCGCACAACAGCGGUCUGGACGGCCUGCCGCCCCAGUUCGAGGAGCUCCAGCUCGAGGAGCUCGACCGCCUCGCCGCCUCGCCCGGCGCUCACGUCUCCCCGGAGGUGGUGUUGGAGCUCGCACAGGCGCUCGCCGCUGCGCCGCUCGGAGCCAACACUGCGCGCCGUGCCGGCUCGUCCAACGCGCUGGCGUGGCUCUCUGUGCAGCCCCGUCUCGCGUCCGCCGCCGCAACCCCCGCCACCAUCCGCGCACUCGCCGAGGCCGUCGCCGCGGCGGGGCGCGCCGCGGCCGCCGCGCCGCCCUGGGAGACCUGCACGGACGCGCCCGCCGCCGUGUGCCCCCGCUGCCACCCCCACGGGCCCCACGUGACGCUCGCCAAGCACGCGGCUUUGCUGGGCGGCGCGCUGAUGGGACGCAAGCUGCCAGACCCCGAACUCUUUGUUGUGGUGCUUCAGGUACCAGAGGCGCUGUCCGGCCUGCUGCGCGCCGCGCUGAUCGACAAGCCCUUCCGUUUCGAGCCCCUUGGCAUGAUAGCUCUCUUCCUGGCACACGCCGACCGCGCCCGCGCGACCGAGCUUGCCGCGGCAACCGCCGCGACAGUCUUGCAGGAGCGCGCGGGUCACCUCCUCUGGUCCGCCUUUGCCGCGCGGCUCGCGGCCGCCACGGGCGCGGGGUUGCGGGACCCAGAGGGACUUGAGACCGCCGCGCUCGUCGCCGCGACCCAGAUCUCGCUCAACCUUGAGGCGCGCGGCCUGCUGUGCAAGGACCUGGCGUCGCACGCGCCCGCGCUGCGCCAGAUCCUCUCAGCCCUGACUGACCGCGUCGGGCCCGGCGGCGGCGGGUGCAGCAGCUGGGACGGUGGGGACGAGGACACUGUCAGCUGCUGCCUGAAGCUGCUGCAGGGCGCGGCCGCCGCAGACCCCGACGCAACGCUGGCGGCCGCGGGGCCGGCGGGGGCGCUGGAGGCGCCGUUGCUGGCGGUGCUGGCGGGGGCGCCUGCUUUGCUGGAGGCCGGCCACAAGUCCACGUGCCCCGCCCUCGCCGUCACCGUGCUGCUCGAAGUCGUGUGCCAUGGGGCCGCGUCCUCCGCCGCGGGGCCGCCGCGGGCCUUGUCGGCACCGGGCUUUGCGGCGGCCGUCGCCGCCGCGUUGUGCGCUGCGUGGGGCGCAGAGGGCCAGGAGCGCGAUAGCCACCGCGCACAUCUGAUGUACAUGACGGCGGCGCUGGUGAGGCUCUGCGCCGCCGCCGACAGCUCAGGCCUGUGGGCCCUCGAGCUCGCGGCGCCGCGGCACGGCGCGCUGCGCGCGCUGCUGGUCGACGCCGCGGGCGGCGGGCCCGCCGUGUUUGCGGCGCCGGGCCGCGGCGACAGUGGCGACCCCAGAGGCGAACUUCGGUCCAUCGACCCCUCAUCCCUGAGCGCCCAGGUCGCCGACACGCUCGCCGCCAUCGCCUAUGCGCUCAAGGAUCCAUUCAACGUUGCCGCCGCCGCACCGGCCGCAGCCAGGGACGCGGCCGCGGCGGCACUGCCGCCAGAUGAUGAGCUGCGGGCCCUCGUGUGGGGCGGCCUCGCGGCGGCCGGCCCAGAGGGGCUGGCCCGGGCGCGGGCCGUGGCGCUGAGCUCGACCGCCGCACAAUACGACCUGGCCGCCACGCCCGGCGCGCUCACCUGGCUGGCCGCGUCGGCCAUGGACGGCGCGGGUGACCCCGGCCCCGCCGGCUCGAUGUCGGGCGAGGCCCUGCAGGUGCUGCACGUGCUCAGUGGCGACGACCCGAGCCAGCCGCCGGAGCGGGGCUGCGUGCCAUGCACGGAUGUAAGCAUCAGCCAGACGCAGGGCGGUUUCAACUUUGAAAAGUGCGGCGCCUGCGGGAUACCGAGCUGA
Messenger RNA from Monoraphidium neglectum, 1947 nucleotides. RefSeq lists its product as hypothetical. Lineage: Eukaryota; Viridiplantae; Chlorophyta; Chlorophyceae; Sphaeropleales; Selenastraceae. The record is from RefSeq and is a predicted model, not a curated record. The coding region runs from base 1 to 1947 and encodes 648 amino acids. The transcript is spliced from 3 exons.